Molecule: messenger RNA, 1623 nt
Organism: Scedosporium apiospermum
Lineage: Eukaryota; Fungi; Ascomycota; Sordariomycetes; Microascales; Microascaceae
Exons: 5
Coding region: 1-1623 (540 amino acids)
Source: RefSeq, a predicted model, not a curated record
AUGGCCGAAUCUCAAAAUAGCACGCCCCAGGUCGGGUCGUCCUCCAGCUCUUCCUCCGCGAAGAAGCACCCAUACAAGAAACGUCUCAUCAUGUGCUGCGACGGCACUUGGAUGAAUUCCGACAAGGGCUCCGAGGAUCGUUUCGGCCACACGACUCUCCAAGUGCCUUCCAACGUCACGCGCAUCUCGCGGUCGUUUAAGCGGCUUUGCGACGAUGGUUGCAUGCAGAUUAUCAACUACGAGUCUGGCGUCGGGACGGGAAGCAACACACUUGACAGCAUUACGGGAGGCGCUUUCGGGACGGGCUUGUCCGAGAGGGUGCGAGAGGCGUACCAGUUCAUCUGUGCCAACUACUGCGACGGCGACGAGAUCAUCCUCAUUGGCUUCUCUCGUGGGGCGUAUACCGUCCGAUCCGUAGCGGGCAUGAUUGGCGACAUUGGUCUACUCACGAGGGAUGGCACGGAGUUGUUCUAUCCUAUUUUUAAGGAUAUGGAGAACUGGAUGGACAAGGACUACGACGAUCCUUUCCCUACCCUGCCUUUUUCUGAGAAGCCCAAAGGUGCAAAUGCUUCUAAGGAGUACAAGGCGAGACUUGAGCGGUUGGGCCUUACGCGAGUCCGACAAGAUGGCGGAACCGGCGACCUGAUCAAGGUCAAGGCCGUUGGUGUAUGGGAUACCGUCGGUAGUCUUGGCAUUCCCGAGAUCGAGCACGCUUUCCAGGCCCUUGCUCUCGACGAGACUCGCCCGCCUUUCAGCCCUGCCGUUUGGGAACGUCUCCCUAACAACAAACUCACCACUGACCUCCGUCAGGUGUGGUUUCCCGGGAACCACGGAAAUGUGGGCGGCGGUUGGCCUGAUCAAGGCAUUGCUAACAUCAGUCUCGCAUGGAUGAUGGACCAACUCGCCUCCGUUGGCGUCGAAUUCGACGAAAAGUCCCUCGAGAAAAUCUUCACUCGCCAAGUCCAGCACUACGACUCCCUCGCCAAACCCUCCCCCUCCUCCACGCCAUCCUCCUCCUUUUCCAGAAAGAAAGAGCAAAUCCUCUGGGCCGUUGAGCAAAUCCACAGCCCGAACCACCCCCGUCGUCCCUGGGGCCUAGGCGAGAUCAAGCGCGCCUCGAACCCCCUGUACGCUCUCGCGGGCAAAAAGGCCCGCACGCCUGGUCUGUACCACGAGGUGGAUGCCAAGACGAACCAGCCCAAGAAGGAGUUCCUGCUCGACACGAACGAGAGGAUUCAUCCGUCCGUGAGGGUGAGACUAGCGUGUAAGGGGUUGGGGUUGGAUGACCUGGGAGUUUGGGAGGCGGAGUCGUUGAAGAAGUGGAAGCUUGUGAGGGUUAAUGCGGGUGCUGCUAACAACGGAGGCACCAACGGCAUUGACGCCAAUGGGAAUGCGGUGUCCGAAACGACGGAGUGGUGGGGCCCGACCAAGGUGGAACAGGAGGAUAUUAAAGAUGCCGGGCUUUGGGCUUGGGAUUAUGUUGGGCCGUCGGGGGAUGCGCCGCCUGUGAGGAGGCUGAUGGAGGAGAGGUUGGGGCCGUAUGAGAGGUACUUCUUGAAGCUUUCCGGUGGGACGCCGAAUUCGUAUCAGUGGGCGGGGGAGUCGUUUAGUGAGAAGAAGUAA